AUGGUUAAAAGUGCCAAGGAAAGCAUAGAUCUUAAAGCUAGCAAUUCUGAAAUUUAUGGAAAGAUGCAAGCAGUAUUUAUAGAAAUGGAUAAGUGUUCAGAUAAACAUUUAGUGGACAAAGAACUAGAGGAUUUGAAAGAGGUUGUCUUAAACGGGGAAGAUAAAGGACAUGACAAAAAGAGUAAGUUUGAUCCUGAAAAACACAUUGAAGCAUAUUUGCCCGUAAGAGUAAAGGAGCAGAGAGUGAGCAAUCUCUUACAAUCAAUCUUUGUUGGAGCAUCAGUCUUUGGCAUGCCUGUCAUAAAAAAGAUACCAACUUCAGUUCUGUGGGGAUAUUUUGCGUACAUGGCCAUUGAUAGUCUUCCAGGAAAUCAAUUUUGGGAAAGGAUCUUACUCCUUUUUGUAACACCCAGUAGGUGGCACAAGUUGUUGGAGGGGGAUCAUGCUUCCUAUGUCGAGUCAGUACCUUACAGAUACAUAGUAUUGUUCACAGUCUUCCAAUGUGUGUAUUUCUUGGUUUGCUUUGGAGUGACAUGGAUUCCCAUAGCUGGAAUACUGUUCCCCUUGCCUUUCUUUUUACUGAUAACAUUGAGGCAGCAUAUACUCCCCAAGCUGUUCAAGCCUCAACAUCUUAGGGAACUGGAUGCAGCUGAAUACGAAGAAAUAAUUGCUGCUCCAGGACAAACUUUCAAUAGGUCUUUCAGGGAGGUAGAAUCACCCAGAGUUGGAUCAGUGGAAAUAGUUGAUGCUGAAAUAUUAGAUGAGUUAACCACAAAUAGAGGGGAGUGGAAGAUUAGACAUGUCAGCUCCAUUGAGGAAAGAAAUCGCCAGAUGUCCCCUGAUGAAACCGGAUCUCCAGACCCAACUUGUUAG
Messenger RNA from Vigna umbellata (rice bean), 873 nucleotides. Lineage: Eukaryota; Viridiplantae; Streptophyta; Magnoliopsida; Fabales; Fabaceae. The record is from RefSeq and is a predicted model, not a curated record.